GCUAAAAGGAAAAAAAAAUUUAAAAAAUUCAAAAUCGAAACGCUUCCAUUUGCUUGGAAUUUUGUGAAGGGGCAGUAUUCAGCUUGCUGUGAAGUUGAUUGUGAUGUUUGUGUACGAAGUAUUCUGAGUUUUGUUGUGUUUUUACCCUUAUGGUGGCGAUGGAUUCAAUUGGGUCAUAUCGUUCACCUUCGAUCUGUAUGGUGAAUUCAUUGUAGUAGUAAAAGAUUGUGAAACUUCUUGGUUUACUGUUAUUUAAAUGGCGAACUCUAUCUCAGUAGAUGUAAUACUGGAAUACUUGCGGAAAAACAAAUUAACAAGGGCUGAGGCUGCUUUCCGGGGCGAACUGAAUGAUCACCCUGAUCUGAAUGGCGUUCUUCAGAAGCUUACUAUUGAGGACAAAGAGUUGAGUCAAUCAACAGAAGGAGCAAGUAGGGGCAAAGCAACGUCAGAGACUCCGGGGACAACUUUACAGAAUAGUGAGGAUGUUUACAAGGAGACAAGUUUGAGGAGCAGUGGGGAAAUAUCCAAGGAGCUUAUUAUUAAGGAGAUAGAGUGUGGCACCGGGAGAAAUGGCUCAGACUGCAACUGGAAAAAUGUCCAGGAGCAGAAGAAAGUCAAUGAAUCCGUUGGGACAAGUGACAAAAACUUCAGUUUUGCCAACAGUUCGGAGGAUACUAUUGAUCUGUAUUCGUGGAAAUACACUCCUGUUAAUGGUCCGGUUCGUUAUCAGCAUGACGGUGGAGCUACCAUUGACCUCUCCAGUUUGGUGCACUCUGUGAAGUCAAAGUUCAAUUCUUCUGAAGUCUUUGAUAGUGGUAAGGCUCAUGCAAAAUGUGAGGAAGAUGUCAGUUUUUCUGGUGAGAAGAGAACUUCUUGGCCUGGAAGUACUAGCAAAGACACUGUAGAGCCAAAGCACGACAGUGGUCGAAAUAUUGAGCUCAAGGAGGUUGAUCAGCAAAUUAAGCUAAGCGGGGCAUGCUCCAAAGAUGUAGUAAUUAAUCAUCCUUGGUCUAAAAGUGAUGAAUUUACACUCCCUUCGUCUGAACCUUGGAGAGACUGCACAGUUAAAACUGUUUUCUCGUUUCCCAAAGGAGAUGUCUCGACAAGUUAUGAUCAUGACAUUGGUAGUACUGACAGGAAAGAAGGAAAACGAAAAACAGAGGUUAGUGAUGUUAGGGCAGCAAUAAAAGAACAAGUGGAUGAGGUGGGAAGAGCUUUGUAUCUUGGGAAGACACAAGGAAGUGAACCAAAAGAAUUCAGCGGCCUAGGCUUUUCAUUUGUUUCUGACAGUCAGAAAGAAGGAUUCCCUAGGUUGCCACCUGUUAGAUUGAAGUCAGAAGAGAAGUCCUUCAGUAUUCCUUGGGAGGAAAAGUUUGAACGAGAUGGACCUGCCUCAAAGACUAAUAAUGCUGACAAUUCAUUUUUCAUUGGUUCAUUUCUUGAUGUUCCUAUCGGACAAGAUCUUACCAGUUCAGGUGGAAAAAGGCCUGCAGGAGGUAGUUGGCUCUCUGUAAGUCAAGGCAUUGCUGAGGACACUUCUGAUCUGGUUUCUGGUUUUGCAACAGUUGGUGAUGGACUAAGUGAAUCUAUUGAUUACCCCAACGAAUAUUGGGACUCCGAUGAGUAUGAUGACGAUGAUGAUGUUGGCUACACAAGACAACCUAUUGAAGAUGAGACAUGGUUUUUAGCUCAUGAAAUUGAUUACCCCAGUGAUAAUGAGAAGGGAACAGGGCAUGGGAGUGUUCCAGAUCCUCAAAGAGGGCAAAACCGAGAAGAAGAUGAUGAACAAUCUUUUGCAGAAGAGGAUUCCUGCUUCUCAGGUGAGCGAUAUUUCCAAUCAAAAAAUGUUGAUCCAGUUAGGCCUGCAGAUGAUCACAUAGGGCUGUCAGUGUCUGAAAUAUACAGGAGAACUGAUGAGAGUGACGUGAUUGCCCAAUAUGAUGGCCAGUUGAUGGAUGAAGAAGAACUAAAUUUGAUGCGUGCAGAGCCAGUUUGGCGCGGCUUUGUUACUCAAACAAAUGAACUUGUCAUGUUGGGGGAUGGUAAAGUCCUGAAUGAGUGUGGAAGGCCUCGGCCGGAUGAUAUUUGCAUGGAUGAUGACCAACACGGUUCAGUUCGGUCUAUUGGUGUGGGGAUUAACAGUGAUACUGCUGAUUUUGGAAGUGAAGUGCGUGAAAGUUUGGUUGGAGGGAGUAGUGAGGGGGACAUAGAGUACUUCCAUGAUCAUGAUACCAGUAUUGGUGGGUCCAGACACCUACCACCCAUUUCAGAUAAGCCUUAUUCAGAGAGAUCAAAGAGAGAAAAGAAAGCAGCUAAACAUAGUUCUGACAAGUUUGUUACUGGGGCUGACAAAGGAAGUUUUGUACAGAAAGUGAAUCACUUGGAUGGAGGAUUCUCAUUUCCCCCUCCUAGAGAUGGAGAGUUAGUUCAGACAAGCUCGAGUAAGUCUUUAUGGUCAAACAAGUGCAACACUGUUGUCAGUGAUGAAGCUGAUGAUUCUCUGAUGGCAAAUGAUGACAUGCUUGCUCCGUGGAGGCGCAAAAGCAGUGAGUCUUCACCUGUCAAGAGCUCAAGAGAUGAAAACAAUGCAAAUACCGCAGGAUCAGAAAAUUCUAGAGCUUCUUCUCUUUCAAACUAUGGCUAUGCUGAACGGGAGCAUGUGAAGAAAGAAGAGACAAAAAUAGCCAGUGCAAGAGAAGAAGAUGUAGGGGCGUCACUGGAGGAUGAGGAAGCAACAGCAGUACAGGAGCAAGUAAGGCAGAUCAAGGCACAGGAGGAGGAAUUCGAAACCUUUGAUCUAAAGAUUGUGCAUAGGAAAAACAGAACUGGCUUUGAGGAGGACAAGAAUUUCCAUGUUGUUUUAAAUUCAGUUUUAGCCGGGAGAUAUCAAGUUACUGAGUAUCUUGGAUCUGCUGCAUUUAGUAAAGCUAUCCAAGCUCACGAUCUUCACACUGGCAUGGAUGUUUGUGUAAAGAUCAUAAAGAACAAUAAAGAUUUCUUUGACCAGAGCCUUGAUGAAAUAAAGCUUCUCAAGUAUGUCAACAAGCAUGAUCCCGCUGACAAGUACCAUUUACUUCGGUUGUAUGAUUACUUCUAUUAUCGAGAGCAUUUGUUAAUUGUAUGUGAGCUCCUUAAGGCAAAUCUUUACGAGUUCCAUAAAUUUAAUAGAGAAUCUGGAGGAGAAGUCUACUUUACCAUGCCAAGACUGCAGUCAAUCACUAUUCAAUGCUUGGAGGCUCUUCAGUUUUUGCAUGGCCUUGGGCUUAUACAUUGUGACUUGAAACCUGAGAACAUAUUGGUGAAAAGCUACAGUAGAUGUGAAGUGAAGGUGAUUGAUCUAGGAAGCAGUUGUUUCGAAACCGAUCAUCUUUGUUCUUAUGUCCAAUCUAGAUCCUACCGCGCACCUGAAGUUAUUUUGGGACUACCAUAUGAUAAAAAGAUCGAUAUCUGGUCACUUGGCUGCAUCCUAGCAGAACUUUGCACGGGAAAUGUGCUUUUUCAAAACGACUCUCCUGCCACAUUACUCGCUAGGGUGAUUGGUAUUAUAGGUCCCAUUGACCAAGAUUUGCUUGUUAAAGGACGAGAUACUUACAAGUAUUUCACCAAAAAUCAUAUGCUGUAUGAACGAAAUCAGGAAACAAACAGAUUGGAAUGCUUGAUACCCAAAAAGACAUCCUUGAGACAUCGUUUACCAAUGGGGGAUCAAGGAUUUAUAGACUUUGUGGCUCAUCUUCUUGAAGUAAACCCAAAGAAGCGUCCAUCUGCCCUGGAGGCUUUAAAGCAUCCAUGGCUGUCAUAUCCAUAUGAACCAAUAUCAUCUUGAGUUGUAUGAGCAUUCUUUGGCAUUUUAACUUACUGAAGUUGUGCAAUUGCUCCAAUUUGGAUGCUCCAGUGAUGAGAUAGGAAGGAUAUCUCCAAGGUGGUCUGCAUUUCCUUCCAAAUCACUGAGCUGUAUUUCUAUUUUAACCCAACUGAGAAUGUAGUCUUUGCAAAUGUUAUGUAACAUUAGGGUUUUCUGUCUUGUUUGAUGGAAGGGGAUGCAUGUUGUUUGUACAUGAUGUGUGUUGAUUCUUUUAGGUGUUUAGUGAUAGCUUGUGAAAUAGCUGUUUAUCCAAUUUUGGUUGCCUUUUCCCUCAUUUGCAGCAAUGUAUCAAAUGAAGGAAUAUCAGAAACAUAUAUUUUCACGUCUGACAUUUUCAUCGAUGGUCAUAAUGCAAAAUUCCACUUGAU
Messenger RNA from Solanum stenotomum, 4230 nucleotides. RefSeq lists its product as uncharacterized. Gene Ontology annotation, molecular function: ATP binding; protein serine/threonine kinase activity; protein tyrosine kinase activity. Gene Ontology annotation, biological process: peptidyl-serine phosphorylation; peptidyl-threonine phosphorylation. The transcript has 8 exons. Bases 257 to 3823 code for a protein of 1188 amino acids. The record is from RefSeq and is a predicted model, not a curated record. Gene Ontology annotation, cellular component: cytoplasm. Lineage: Eukaryota; Viridiplantae; Streptophyta; Magnoliopsida; Solanales; Solanaceae.